Urocitellus parryii (Arctic ground squirrel) is the source of this 1692-nucleotide messenger RNA. It is a transcript of the gene Comt, whose product is annotated as catechol-O-methyltransferase. The record is from RefSeq and is a predicted model, not a curated record. Gene Ontology annotation, biological process: dopamine metabolic process; catecholamine catabolic process; developmental process. Gene Ontology annotation, molecular function: catechol O-methyltransferase activity; magnesium ion binding. Gene Ontology annotation, cellular component: membrane; axon; dendrite. Lineage: Eukaryota; Metazoa; Chordata; Mammalia; Rodentia; Sciuridae.
GUCGGGACCUCUCAGUUGCCGGGGCUGCCCUCCGCGCUGCCUGCGCCCAGUGCGUCCGGCAGUCCAGGGAGCGCGGCCUUGAGCGAGAACCUAUAAUGGAAUGUGCAUGCCCAUCAUCCUAGCUUCUUGGGAGGCUGAGGCAGGGGAACCCCAAAAAGGAACCUAUAAUGGUGCCAGAUGCUGGGAGUCCUUCUUCUGCUGUUGGCAGCUGCCUCAUUGGGCCUUGUGCUGCUAGUCCUGCUGCUAUUACGGAGAUACCGGUUGAGCUGGGGAUUAUUAGUCAUCUUCUGGCUUGAGUGGGUCCUGCAGCCAGUCCGCAACCUGAUCAUGGGUGACACUAAGGAGCAGCGUAUCCUCCGCCACGUGCAGCAGAAUGCAAAGCCUGGAGACCCCCAGAGUGUGCUGGAAGCCAUUGAUACUUACUGCACACAGAAAGAGUGGGCCAUGAAUGUGGGUGAUAGGAAAGGCCAGAUUGUGGAUGCCGUGAUUCAGGAGCACAGCCCCUCCCUUGUGCUGGAGCUGGGGGCCUACUGUGGCUACUCAGCUGUGCGCAUGGCUCGCCUGCUGCCAACUGGUGCACGACUGCUCACCAUGGAGAUGAACCCUGACUUUGCUGCCAUCACUCAGCAGAUGGUAGAUUUUGCAGGUCUGCAGGACAAGGUCACUGUCCUGGUUGGGGCAUCCCAUGACCUCAUCCCUCAGCUGAAGAAGAAGUAUGAUGUGGACACACUGGACAUGGUCUUCCUUGACCACUGGAAGGACCGAUACCUGCCAGACACACUCCUCCUGGAGGAAUGUGGCCUGCUGCGGAAGGGGACAGUACUUUUGGCUGACAAUGUCAUCAUCCCAGGAACACCCGAAUAUCUGGCAUAUGUGCGUGCGAGCAACAACUUUGAGUGCACACAUUACAGCUCAUAUUUGGAAUACAUGAAUGUGGUGGAUGGCCUCGAGAAAGCCAUCUACAAGGGCCCAACCAGUCCAGUGCAGCCUUGAUUGUCUAUCCUGCUCUGGGCUCCCCUGACAAGCUUGGUCCUCCAAAGGGCAAGAUAGACAAACUUCUACUAAUGCCAUUUCUGUAAUUCUGAGAACUGUACUCAAAUCCUGUAAGGCCUGGGCCUUGCCCAUAUAGUGACCUCUCUGUGUUGCAGUUCCAGAUUGUCACACUCUGGCACACUCCAUAGAGUAGGUUCAUUGUGUGAAAAUACUGCUGACAAAGCUAAAUUGAGGGUAGUGGGGAUAUAGCUCAGAGCAUUUGCCUAGUGAGGCCCUGGGUUCCAUCCUCAGCAAUACACACCACAAACACACACCAAAUUGGGGCAGGUGGUAUCUUUGGUGUCACUGACCAGCAAGUGGAAUUCCAAUAGGGUUUCUACAUGGUUCUCAGGCACUGACACCUCCUUUAGACCCAGAAAGGGGUGUGAAAGUCAGACAUUUACAAACUGCUGUGCCUUCCACUCAGGAUGUCCUCAAGGCUUGCUGUCAGUAGGUGGCAGCAAAGCCUCAGUAACUAUCAGAAUUAACAACUCUUACAUACUUUGGACUCCUGAAUUUUCACUUUCUUUUAAAGAAUGAAUCAUAACUGCUUUACUAAAAUUGGCUAGCUGCAAUAAUCUUAUACUAAAAUAAUGUUUAAAGGACAAAAUAGAAAUUAAAAAUUAAACGCUGGGCCCGGUGGUGCAUGCCUGUAAUCCC